Molecule: messenger RNA, 972 nt
Organism: Didymodactylos carnosus
Lineage: Eukaryota; Metazoa; Rotifera; Eurotatoria; Philodinida; Philodinidae
Source: the annotation of a GenBank genome assembly
AUGUCAAAAUCAUUAUUACUUAAACAAUGUGAAGAGCUAAGUCAUCUUUUGAUAUCAAUUAAGAAAAAUAUUGAGAUUCUGCCGAAUGAACUAUCGCCGUCGUCUUUGUUAAAGAAGGAAACCAUCAUUCAUGAUGACGUAGUGAUGUUAAAUGUUGGCGGACGUGAAUUUCAAACAACAAUUAGAACAUUAACAAAAGAAAAACCAAAUACAUUUUUCACAGAAUUAUUCGCACGUGAAUGGGAAUCGGAAAAAGAUGCACGUGGACGUUUAUUUGUUGAUCGGAAUAGUGAUUUAUUUGCUGAAAUUUUAGAUUAUAUGCGUACCGGUGAAUUUAUUCUGCCCGAAGAAGAACGUUUACGUAAACGUUUGAUAACUGAAGUCAAAUUUUAUCGAUUAAAUACUUUAUUCGAUAUUUUAACUGUACCAGAUAAGAAAUUUCAAGGUGGUACAACACUUUUAAAUAUUCAACAACAGCAGAAACUUAAUGAAUUUUAUGGUGUUAAAAAUCAAAAUUGGCAAAUGAUUUAUAAGGCAACGCGAGACGGUUUUAAUGCAAAAGAUUUUCAUCGUUUAUGCGAUAAGGAAGAUGAAACAAUGACCGUUAUUAAAUCGAUUAAAAGCUAUUUAUUUGGUGGUUAUUCGCCCCAAAGUUGGUCACCAUCAGGAACUUAUUCAAUUGCACCAAAUUCAUUUCUAUUCUUAUUAACAAAUUCAUAUGGUAAUCAGCCGACAAAAUUUACUUCUCAUCAACAUUUCAAUAGUAAUGCUGUUUAUAACUAUGCUGAUCAUGGUCCAGCUUUUGGUGAAGGAGCUGAUUUACGUAUUCAAAGUGAAAGUAAUACAAAUACAAAUAGUUAUACAAAUUUUCCAAGCACAUAUAUGGAUACGCUUGGACAUGGACAAAAUACAUUUACCGGUGAACGAAAUUUUCAAACAUCAGAUAUAGAAGUUUUCAAACUCCUAAUAUAA